AUGGACUCAUCACCCGGCACAACCACCGCCUCUCCCAUAAUGGCGCCUCAGGAGAUGCUCGAAAAGACGGCUUCGGCCACGCCAACCGCCGAGCGCGCCGACACAACACCCCCCAACACGGGCACCGACACAACCACAGACCAAGGCCAUGCCGUCCACAAGACAGACACCAACCUCUCCUACUCGCGGCGCUUCCUCACCGGCUGGCCCCUCUUCUCGGUCAUCGCCGGCGUCUCCGUCGUCGUCGUCCUCACCCUCCUCGACCUCGCCAUCAUAGGCACCGCCCUCCCCCAGAUCACCAGCGACUUCCACCGCCUCGGCGACGUCGGCUGGUACAUUAGCGCCUACACCCUCGGCAACGCCGCCGUCCAGCCCCUCUCCGGCAAGAUGUUCACCUAUUUCAACCUCAAGUGGACCUUUCUCCUCUUCUUCCUCGUCUUUGAAGUCGGCAGCGCCCUCUGCGGCGCCGCCACCUCGAGUGCCAUGCUCAUCGCUGGACGGGCCGUCGCCGGUAUAGGCGGCAGCGGUCUUGUUAAUGGCGGCCUCACCAUCAUCAUGGCCGCUGCCAAACCCGAGCGCAUGCCCCUCUACACGGGUCUCGUCAUGGGCGUUGGGCAGGUCGGCAUCGUCGCGGGGCCUCUCCUCGGUGGCGCCCUCACCCAGCACGCCAGCUGGCGCUGGUGCUUCUACAUAAACCUGCCUCUGGGCGUCGUCGCGGGUGCCCUCAUGGCCUUUGUCAACGUUCCCGAGCAGAGGCCCAAGGAUCCCUUUAGUCUCGCCCUCGUCCGCCGACUCAUCCCCGUCUUCGACCUCCCCGGCUUCGCCCUCCUGGCCAGCGCCACCGUCAUGCUGCUCCUGGCCCUGCAGUUCGGCGCCGAGUCGUACGGCUGGCGCGCACCCACCGUCAUCGGCCUCUUUGUCGGCGCUGGCGUGGGCUAUGCCGUGUUCGCCUUUUGGGAGUGGCGCCUCGGCGAGGACGCCAUGAUCCCGCUCUCCAUCCUCACCAGCCGCGUUGUCUGGUGUGCCGGUCUCUACAUGGGCUUUCUCAUGUCCUCGGUCAUUGUCGGCACCAACUUUAUCCCCAUCUACCUGCAGAGCGUCAAGGGCCUGUCCCCGACCAUGAGCGGCGUCUACAUGAUGGCCACUGUUGGCGCGCAGGUCGUCCUCAUCGUUCUGAGUGGCGCCCUCGUCAACAAGUCCGGCUACUACAUCCCCUGGGCCCUCGUCGCCGCAGGAGGCACCAUGAUCGCCUCGGGUCUCGUCUCGACCUGGUCCCGCACCACCGCCGCCGGGCCCCUGGUCGGCUACCUCCUCGUCAUGGGCCUGCGAGGCACUGGCUUUCAGAUACCCGUCAUUGCUGUGCGCAUGGCCGUGUCCGCCGCCCAGAUCGCCAUGGGCACCUCCUUCAUCGUGUUUGGACAGAAUUUCAUGGGCUCCAUCUUCACCACUGUCGCCAACGCCAUCUUCCAGGAGACGCUGGCCACGCAGAUUGGCCACAUCAAUGGCGUCAGCCCCGAGGCCGCCAUCGCAGCUGGGGGUAGUGCGGACGCUGUGCGUGCGCUGGCACCGCCUGGCCCGACGAGGGACGCCAUAUUGGAUGCGUACGCGGAUGCCUUUAGCGAUGUCUUUCUGUUGCUCAUCGCGACGGCGAGCGCUGCCUUUGUAGUGGCGUUUGGGAUGGGCUGGUAUGAUCUGCGGCCGAAGAAAGAGACCAAGGAGGAGACCAGAAAGAACGAGCCGCAGCAGACGGCUGAAGAAGUGUAA
Emericellopsis cladophorae is the source of this 1764-nucleotide messenger RNA. RefSeq names its product putative mfs multidrug protein. Gene Ontology annotation, molecular function: transmembrane transporter activity. Gene Ontology annotation, biological process: transmembrane transport. The record is from RefSeq and is a predicted model, not a curated record. The coding region runs from base 1 to 1764 and encodes 587 amino acids. The transcript has a single exon. NCBI's taxonomy places the organism in Eukaryota, Fungi, Ascomycota, Sordariomycetes, Hypocreales, Bionectriaceae.